This is a messenger RNA of Tuber melanosporum (Perigord truffle), 102 nucleotides long. RefSeq lists its product as uncharacterized. Lineage: Eukaryota; Fungi; Ascomycota; Pezizomycetes; Pezizales; Tuberaceae. The record is from RefSeq and is a predicted model, not a curated record. The transcript has a single exon. Bases 1 to 102 code for a protein of 33 amino acids.
AUGCAUUUCUUUCUUUUAAAAUCCACUCACACUUGCAGUUUUGCGGGUUCAGCGACCAAUUGGUCAGGAUGUUUCCUGCUUAUCGCAUCUCACUUUCGCUGA